Messenger RNA from Cylas formicarius (sweet potato weevil), 2191 nucleotides. RefSeq lists its product as uncharacterized. Lineage: Eukaryota; Metazoa; Arthropoda; Insecta; Coleoptera; Brentidae. The transcript has 5 exons. The coding region runs from base 101 to 1456 and encodes 451 amino acids. The record is from RefSeq and is a predicted model, not a curated record.
CUUAAAUCAAACGAGAGGUCAAACGAGUUCGUUGCUAGUGUUUAUCAUUUAAGCAGCAAGCAAUAAUGGACGUUGGUUAUAGUUAGUAAAUGGCCCGAAAAUGAGUGAAAACAUCCUUCGGGGCUACGUGGACGUGAAAAUAUCUUCGAGAAGCAAACGAGGGUUAACGCCCUGGAAGGCCUGGAAACGGCAGUGGUGCGAAAUUAAGCGGCUUGAUGACAUAGAAAAUGGGGUGGAACUCAAGCUCAAAUCGAGUGCCGAUGGAAACCCUCUCAAUUGCCUCAGAGUGCCACGUUCGGCAACCCUCUGCCGCACGGAUUCGCGCACCAAACAAUACGCUUUCGGUGUUUUUAACCUGACCAAAAGCAAGAAACCACUUCUUUUUCUAUCGGGAUGUUCGGAGAGCGAUUCUCAAGAGUGGAUGUUGUCUAUAAGAAAGAUGCUUUCGAUCGCUUCUUAUAUACCAGUUGGAGAUUCGAAUUUUCAUGUAUCCCUUGUUGACAAUAAGCAUUCGAGGGCGGCUGGGCUGCUUGGACUAUUUGGUGUGUUAGGCGUGAGCCCUCAGGGUAUUGCGGUGUGCGAUCCAUGUACAGGUGAACCAAAAAUUACAUGGAAAUGGUACCAGUUUCAUCAGUUCCACAUGCAGGCAUCAUUGAGGCAGCUGGACGAUAAAAAGAUUGUCGUGGUGCAUACCAGUGGGGAUUUUCCUGCGGGACCUGGUCAGCUGCAUCUCUACUGCGGUGACGGACCGCGCCUGCUUCAGUAUCUGGUUUCCCGAGGGACCGGCCCAGGUCUCGUCAGCGCAAAAAGGUUCAGUCUCAGCGAGGGAGACUUGUGCUUGGGGGGUCGGUGUUGCCCGACGGGCAGUCCCCAUUGUAUCCGGAGCCAGAGCGAGAGCGACGACUCGGGUUUGCCCAUAUCCAGCGUCUCGGAGGACCUCGAAUGUGGAGCCCAGCUUGGCGUCAGUAUGAUAGCCAAAACGCCGGGAGGCAGCGAGACCGAAGACUCCUUUGUUGAUUUGACCGAGGAACCAUGCGCUUCGAGAAUGGUACGCAACGAGUCCGAGGUGUCGCUAUCAUCGGGGGUCUACGAGGAGAUUCCUGAUUUUGACGAAUGGGACCGACCUGCCACGCCUGUUUGCCACAUCUACGAGAAUCCCGCGGAGCUGGUGUUUGGCGACAAGAUUGGUCGGUUGUUCAGCCCGCCUCCGCCUCUGCCGCCGCGGACCAUGACGUUGGGCCGGCCCAUUUCGAGGUGGGCGGAGUUCAAGACCCGUUGCAAUACGUUGCCCGCGAAGGAUCUGUUAAAGGUUUCGCAGAGGUUCAUGGCCGAUUCAGAGUACGUGGUGAUGAGUCCUGCAAGGUCUGUCGUGGAAGGUGUAUAUGUCCCCAUGUUCAAAGCCAAUGCCGUCGAGAGUUAUUACAUCAGUAUGGGCGGAGGCGCAGGGAACACUUAACGCCGUGUUGCUGGUUCGAAUUCUAGCGUAUAAGGCGGUUAGACUGCGGUUAGAUUAGGUUAUAGUGGACGUUUGUUACCAUAUCGACGAUGCGUCGGGCUGACCUGACCCAAUAAUACUACUACUGUCUAUUGUUUUUCAUAUUCUAUUACAUUUUAGAACAUAGAUAUUUCGAACUUUAUUAGCAAAACCAUGGAUAGAACAGCAGACAAAUUUGGUAUACUUUGAAUACAUUGUCCCCUUGAUUAGCAAAAAAUAUUAAUUCCAAAUUGUUACCAUUGUUUAUUUCACCAAAAACGUCUGUUUUUCAAAAAAAUAUUGGUGCCUUGGUUACAGCAAAAACACUUGUUUAUGGGUCAGGCCACGCUCAUUAGGUUUAAAAUGGGAGGGUGCUGCGAUUUCCCGACGACUGACGGCCGAGACGACACUCCUCUCGUGCUCACGAUUAGGCGUCCGGUGGGCGGGGCGUUGAAUCGGUCAUAUCAAGUAUAAGUUGGAGACUGAUCACAGUUUGUAGCUUUCCGCGUGUGCUCACCGGCUCGAUGUUGCCGCUUUUCGUGACUGUGUGUGUUUGUUUAUGUCGAUGCGGAUUUUAGAGAAUUGAAAAAAACAUGACAAGUGCGUUAGCGAAGAUGCUCGCGCUCCAUUUCGAUGUGAUACUUUUACGACUGACCCGUAAGGUGGAUUUUUUGAUAUGUGCGUUUUUCUUUGUCAAUAAAUUAUUUUUUUUUCGUA